Thamnophis elegans (Western terrestrial garter snake) is the source of this 617-nucleotide messenger RNA. Its product is annotated as tubulin polymerization-promoting protein family member 2-like. Gene Ontology annotation, cellular component: microtubule. The transcript has 2 exons. NCBI's taxonomy places the organism in Eukaryota, Metazoa, Chordata, Lepidosauria, Squamata, Natricidae. Bases 72 to 395 code for a protein of 107 amino acids. Gene Ontology annotation, molecular function: tubulin binding. The record is from RefSeq and is a predicted model, not a curated record. Gene Ontology annotation, biological process: microtubule polymerization; positive regulation of protein polymerization; microtubule bundle formation.
CCUCUUCUCCUUAUGACAUAGUUUUGGGCCUUUUCUAAAGACAUCAUGUCCCCUUCACUCUUGCAGAAGGAAUGUCGGAACUGGAAAAAACUUUUCUUAGAUUUUCUGCAUAUGGAGAAACAGCUACGCACCGGAACACUAUGUCUCAGAAGAACUUCCUCAAGAUGUUGAAGGAAUGUGGUGUGAUGGAUGGAAAAGUCGUGACCAGCACUGAUGUGCUCAUUGCCUUCAAUGAAGUCAAGUUUAAGGGGGCCAAUCACAUUAACUAUAUUGAGUUUUUGCAAGCUAUUAAAUUGCUGAGCAGAAAGUACUUUGAGGAACGAUCUCCUGAGGAAGCUCUGCAGGCCAUAUUGAAGCUAAUCGAGGGGAAAAAGCCAUCCAACCUGGAAGAAUGAGCAAGUAAAGGUUUCUUUGCAUCGAGAAAGACAGCCUGAUUUCAAAACUCUAUACAUUUGAAUUACUUGAGUAAAAAGAUGUAGUUUUUUUUUCCAAUGAGUAUAUCGGAAAUAAGUAAGGAAUGGGGUGCAAGGAACAGAAUUCAGUAUCUUGCGAAUCUAAGUUUUCUUUUCAAAGAAAGAAAUGUUUUUAGUCUCUUCGUUUGCAAAGAUAUAUUUGAA